CUUUUUAACCUCACAGACGCAUUCAUUCGCCGCCUCAUUAAAUUUGGAAAAGUUUUACCAGAAUUUAAAGAACUAUCUCAAGAAGAUCAAAUUCAUAUAUUAAAGGGUGGAAUCAUGGAAAUAUUUAUUUUAAGAUCUGCUAUGUCAUUUGAUAAAAAUUCGGAGAAAUGGAAAUAUUCAGACACAGAAGGAAAGAAACAAAUGGAUCCUCGAGUGAUAGCCACUGCGUUAAGUCCAGACAUGUAUUCAUCACACAUGAUAUUUGUGACAUCAUUAUUGGAACUAAUUAAGAGUGAUCGUUAUAUAUUAUUGUUAUUAUUUGUUAUCGAGUUGUUCUCCCCUGAUAGACAGUUAGUGAAAAAUAAGGAAUCUGUGACACGAAGUCAAGAAAAAUACUCUAAUUAUCUGAAAGUUUAUUUAGAAUCAAUUUAUCCUGUUCGGAAAGCUCAAACACUUUAUCCUAAAAUACUCAUGAAGCUUAUUGAAGUAAGAAGUUUAGGUGAAGAGAGCGCAAAACUAGCAGCUAAUUUAGAUGUAACUAAGGUAGAACCGUUGGGUCAAGAAAUGUUCAAUUUGAAAUAA
Molecule: messenger RNA, 582 nt
Organism: Lottia gigantea (owl limpet)
Lineage: Eukaryota; Metazoa; Mollusca; Gastropoda; Lottiidae
Exons: 2
Biological process (GO): positive regulation of transcription by RNA polymerase II; cell differentiation; negative regulation of transcription by RNA polymerase II
Molecular function (GO): nuclear receptor activity; RNA polymerase II cis-regulatory region sequence-specific DNA binding
Source: RefSeq, a predicted model, not a curated record